AUGAAGGUCACAAAUGCCUUGGUACAGGCCAUUGGCGUGCUCAGCUCUCUCGGUUCAAUAGUAGAUGCAAAGGACCACAGUCACUCUCGAACUGAUGCAUGCCACCCAAAUCACCCAUUCAAGCCUCUCCCCGCUAGCAAUGCCAGAACUAAGACCUGUCAUGUAGCCAAUCAUGGACAUGGAAAGGACGAUUCUGCCAAUGUUCUCGCCGCAUUGAAGAAAUGCAACAAUGGCGGAAAGGUUAUUUUUGACGCGGACAAGACUUAUACCAUUGGAAAAGCGCUUGACAUGACUUUCCUCAAGCAUGUUGAUCUGGAAAUCCAGGGACAUGUUCAAUUCACCAAUGACACGGAUUACUGGCAAGCAAAUGCUUUCAAGCAGAUCUACCAGAACGCCACGACGUUCUUCCAACUCGGCGGCGAGGAUGUCAAUAUGUAUGGCGAUGGUACCCUCGAUGGAAAUGGUCAGGUCUGGUAUGAUCUGUAUGCAAAGGAUGCUCUCAUCUUGCGUCCAAUUCUGAUGGGCAUCAUCGGAUUGAAGGGUGGCACCAUUGGUCCUCUCAAGCUUCGCUAUUCGCCUCAGUGGUACCACUUCGUGGCCAAUUCCACUGAUGUGCUUUUUGAUGGAAUUGAUAUCACGGGAUUUAGCAGCAGUAAGAAUGUGGCUAAGAAUACAGAUGGAUGGGAUCUUUACCGCUCGUCGAAUAUUGUCAUUCAGAACUCUGUUAUUAACAAUGGAGAUGACUGCGUCUCUUUCAAGCCCAACAGUACCGAGAUUCUAGUUCAGAACCUUCAUUGCAACGGUUCUCACGGCAUUUCCGUCGGAUCUCUCGGUCAAUACGAGGGCGAGGUUGAUAUUGUGCAGAAUGUGCUCGUCUACAACAUUUCCAUGUUCAACGCAUCGGAUGGUGCUCGCAUCAAAGUCUGGCCUGGAACUGCCUCUGCGCUCUCAACCGAUCUCCAAGGCGGCGGUGGAUCAGGUAUCGUGAAGAACAUUACCUACGACGGAAUGACCAUCGACAACGUCGACUAUGCGAUUGAGGUGACUCAAUGCUAUGGCCAGAAGAACCUCACUCUUUGCAAUGAGUUCCCCAGCAGCCUCGUCAUCGAAGAUAUCCUCUUCACCAACUUCAAUGGCGUGACCUCGGGUAAAUAUGACCCUAAAGUGGGAACUAUUGUCUGCUCGAGCCCGAAUGUUUGCUCGGAUAUCAAGGCAACCAACAUCGAUGUUACUAGCCCUGAUGGGGAUGACCAGUUUACAUGCACAAAUGUCGAUGAUAGCUUAUUGGAUGUGAACUGUGCUACUUCCUCUUAG
This is a messenger RNA of Penicillium arizonense, 1314 nucleotides long. RefSeq names its product putative extracellular exo-polygalacturonase. Lineage: Eukaryota; Fungi; Ascomycota; Eurotiomycetes; Eurotiales; Aspergillaceae. The transcript is spliced from 8 exons. Gene Ontology annotation, molecular function: polygalacturonase activity. The coding region runs from base 1 to 1314 and encodes 437 amino acids. The record is from RefSeq and is a predicted model, not a curated record. Gene Ontology annotation, biological process: carbohydrate metabolic process.